Zychaea mexicana is the source of this 1608-nucleotide messenger RNA. RefSeq names its product aspartic peptidase domain-containing protein. The record is from RefSeq and is a predicted model, not a curated record. NCBI's taxonomy places the organism in Eukaryota, Fungi, Mucoromycota, Mucoromycetes, Mucorales, Lichtheimiaceae. Gene Ontology annotation, biological process: proteolysis. The coding region runs from base 1 to 1608 and encodes 535 amino acids. The transcript has 3 exons. Gene Ontology annotation, molecular function: aspartic-type endopeptidase activity.
AUGAACUCUUCUUCUGCAAUGACCGCUCACUUUGAUGUCUACGGAUAUCCUGAAUGUGAUUAUCACGUAAAGCUCCAAGUUGGCGAAACCAUGAUGAACCUCGUCCUUGACACCGGAUCUUCCAACACUGCUGUGAUAUCCGAUCGCUGUGACAGCAGUAACUGCACGUUUGUUCAAGAGCCGCAUUUGCCCGUGCAUCCGGAAGCAUUGGUAAACCGCGUGAGCGCUCGCUACGGAAACGCAAAAACACGCUCGUCGUGGCACGGUUACGCAACAGGUCAAUCAAUACAUUUCGGAAAUGAUAAGUCAGCAACUGCACGCGUCGAUGCCAUUACCAGCAGCAACCAUUUCUUUGUUCCACGGUGUCCACAAAAUCAAGGUUUAUGGGGGCUUGCGUAUUCGAAGUUGCAGACACGUCCACACCACGGUCGAUAUUUGAACCACGAGCUGUCGUCAGAAACACUCUUUGACGCAACGCGAAAGCAGUUACAUGUGCCCGACGCCUUUUCCUUUCAGCUUUGUCCAAGUUCUGUGGUAGAUCCACUGGCUGCACAUGGCUUGAGCCUUAUAUCAGACGAUACCAGCAGGGCACUUGACGAGCAUAGGAAAAGCAAGGAACCGUCUUGUAAUGGGAGUCGAGUUGGUCAUUUCUGGCUAGGUGGAUAUUCCAGUCAAAGUAUCCAAUCACCAAUUACUUGGGUGUCAUUAAUCGACAGCCACUAUUACGAAGUAGUGAUCGAUGCGUUUCUUGUCAAUGGCCAUCCAGUAGAUAUGCACGACGAUUUAAACAAACCACGAACAAUAGUCGACACUGGCACCAAUGAUAUUAUUCUCAGUACCGAGAACUUGCACCGGUUGCUGAUGGCGUUGUGGAAAAGCAAUGUGAUUCAAUUUGAUCGAAGAUACAUAUCACCAGAGUAUGAACGCGCGUUUUGGCUCGAACAUGCACAGCUGACACUCCCGAGCCGAGCCGUCAAGCUUGAUAACCGUUCGAACGUGUCCGUUUCCUUGAGCGGUCAAGCGAUUCCCAUUCCCCUAGAGAAUCUAGUCAAGAUACAUCCUGUAUUGGAGGAAACUAGUAUGUCAUGGAUCAACAUUAGUUGGACAGGACUUUCGCACGGUGGUGGCACACGGAUGGCGGGUACCAUUUUGGGAAACACAUUGAUGCGUGGCAAGACAACAAUAUGGGACCGUGGCGGACGGCGGUUAGGCUUUGCUGAAGCCGAUCCAAUGGCUUGCUGUCAGCCUUCUGCUGCCAAUGCCGUGGAUAAAUUGCUCUCAAUAGACGACACUCUUAUCGCCACCUCUAGCAUCCAUCCAAACAUUCACAACAUGCUCGAAUCUUCCUCUCCCUUUUCCUCGGUUGAUCCCGGUGCUCGGUUCGUACACGUAUUAAUGCUGGGCCUCAUGAUCGCUGCUUGCUUGGGAGGACUGAUACACAUGGGAUGGAUGGUGUGGCAGCACUACUAUACCAAGCACAAAGAAGAGGAAAAGAAACAGCUGGAAAAGUUUAUAUCAGAAAAAAGGCCACCGGUGAUUAAAAUUGAAUUGCCCAUGCCAGCUCAUGUAUGCAGCGAUGGCGAUGAUGAUUUCGAGUUCAUUUACUAG